AUGCUAGGCAGAAAGAAGGACGAAAUGGCGCUGUCCGAUGGAAUUUGGCAGGACCGUGAGAUUCAGUUUGAUGUGGACCAGAGGUAGGUGGAUUGUCGGCGGAAAAAAGAGUCAGAAAACCAGCUGUGUCUAGAAAAUCAUAUAAAACUGGGAAAUACCCCAAGUGCGACGCUCUGAUUUUGAUGAAACUUGGCACAAAUUUAGAAUAAUCUUUUCUAAAAUUUAUGCGAGAAUCCAAGCUCUUUGCAGAAACAACCGAGAUUUUUAGAUCGAAAGGUCGGCGAAAAUUUGAGACUUUUUAACAAAUUUUGGCACAAAUAGUUUUAUACUUAUUUAUGCCAUAAAUGGUGAUGUUUCCACAAAAAAUUAAUUUUUUCCGCACGAAACUAGCAAAGUUAUGGCCAAAAAGUGUUUUUCUCUCUAAAAUCUCCGCAUUUAGCGUGCUAUCUUGGCGGCAAGGAUCGUUCAAUACCUCGGCGGCGCCUGCAAAGGGCGAGCUAAAAUUUUCAGUAAUUUAUAUUCAAUCUAUGCCCGACGUAUGUACAAAAUUUUAAAAAAAAAAUUUGAACGUCGUUUGGGGUACUUCCCUGUUUGCUGCAUAACCAGUUCUCCGUCUUUUCAGACAACUCAAGCUGAUUCCCGGCGAGUACCUGGUUGAGAGAAUCGAAAAUGUGGAAGAUACGAAAGGAAACAAUGGAGAUCGAGGGAUUCUGAGGAUAACCAAUAUACGACUAAUUUGGCAUGCGGUAAACUCGCCAAGAAUCAAUUUGAGCAUUGGAUAUAACAAUAUCCAUGGAGUUACGACAAGGAUUCUGAAGUCGGUAAGACCUCUUUCAUUAUUUUUUUAUAGUAAAGUUGUAAAAUACGCAAUUAAUUUGCAAGCCUUUUUAAACUUCAGAAAGUCCGAGGCCACGCUGAGAGCUUAUAUCUCAUGGCCAGGAAUGCAAAUACUCGGUUUGAAUUCGUCUUUACCUGCGCUAAUCCAACACAUGUGAGUUGUAAAAUACGGCUAAUUUUCGUUUUCGAUUUUUUAGACCAAACUGUUUACCACGGUAAUUGGCAUUCACCGAGCAUUCGAGACGACAAAAUUGUAUCGUGAACUCAAAAUGCGCGGAGCAUUGGUCGAUGAACAGGAAAAUCUAAGGGUUUUGCCGUUGGAGCAGCAAAUUGAACGGCUGGAUGGGGUUUGGAAUUUGAGCAGCGAGCAAGUAAGUCAUUUUUGUUGCAACCAGAGGCCAUACGAGGCCAAGAGUAGGCUUCAAAUUAACCACAUGAGGCCAAGAAGUCAUCAAAUCCGGUGUGACGACUCUUGCGGGCAACCACUUUGCUGCAGCCGACAUUUUCCGAUUAGAAUUGCGAUUUUCCUACCGUAAUCUGCAGAGUAUGACAGAAAUUUUGCAUUUUUAACUCACUGGUACUGAUAAGUACACCAAUCUAUUCAAUUCAUCCACCGCUUUCAAAGUAAUGGAAGCUUUUUUUCAAAAAAUAGUUUCUGAACCUUUAAAAAUGCCUGGUUAACUUUAUGAUAGCUUUUCAAGCCACUUAUACACCAGGAAACUUAAUCCGCAACAUCUAACUGCCAAAUCGAUCGUUUGAAUUUCCUGUUGUAAGCAAACGUUGGCUAAUUUCCAAACAUAUCCCUACAAUCUCCGUGGUUUUUUGGCUGCCCGCAAAAUGGUUGCUCGCAAGUUUGAGCCCACCUGAAGCUCGCUAAACUUAUCUAUUAUUAUUUUUCCAGGGAAAUCUCGGUGUGAUGAUAAUAACCAACGUUCGGAUUGUCUGGUAUGCCUCUAUGAACCCGCUGUACAACUGCAGUGUGCCUUUCUUGCAACUGCGGAGUUGUCGAAUCCGUGACUCAAAAUUUGGCCCAGCUUUAGUUUUGGAGACCUCAGUACAAAGUGGAGAGUAUAUUCUGGGCUUCCGAGUUGACCCAGAAGAACGGCUGAAGACUGUCUGCAAGGAGGUCCAAACUUUCCAUCAAAGCUACAUGAGCGCUCCUGUGUUUGGCGUGCAAUAUCAAAAGGACUUUGUUGUAAGUGGGAAAAGAUAUGUAUACAAAAAGUUAUCAGUCUGUCGGGAAAAUAAGGAGCUAAAUUUAGCUGCGCCAAUCGCGUCGCAGAAAUAAAAGCAAUUUGAUUUUGCCGCGACACAAUUCAUUUUCUGGGCGGCGAUGCGAUUUUCGAUGCAACAGAGUGCUCAUCAUUUACCCGAUAGAGUGAUAAUAAACUGAAACCCUUGUAGAACGAACCCCUAUACAGCAAAACCCUUCUAAAGUGAGGAAUCUCUGAGAUCCCAGAAGUAAAAUAGUAGUCCAAAAAAUGACCCUCCAAAUAACGAAAUCCUUGUAUAACGCGUAAAGCUUUUUUCACUUGCUACUUGUUGUACAGAGGUCAUACUGCUUAUUUGUUUGUUUUAUCAGUCUGUCGGGAAAAUAAUGAGCACCAUAUAGCUGCUCUGACCACGCCGCUGAAGUAUAAAUGGCAAUUUUAUUUUGCCGCGAAACGAUUCAUUUUCUAGGUGGCGAUGCGAUUUUUGACGACAGAAUGCUCAUUAUUCUCCCGACAGCCUGAUAGCUAACCUUUCUGCAGAGCACUUGACGGUGAAAAUUUAUUUUUUAACUUCCAGGGCGCUGGAUUUACAUCAAUCGAAGACCUAGAAGAAAAACCAGAGCAAGACGAUGUAGUCAUCGACAAUAAACCAAUGAGAGUUGAUGCCUUUGCUGCCUACUUCUCCGACAACUCUGGCACUGCAGAGCAACGGGCGAUCGUGUAUUCGGAAGAGCUCGGAGUGGCUGUGGAGUGCCUGAAGCCCGGGUUUACAAUGAAAGACCUGUGGUCGAUUAGUCUGGACUGA
Messenger RNA from Bursaphelenchus xylophilus (pine wood nematode), 2853 nucleotides. The record is from the annotation of a GenBank genome assembly. Lineage: Eukaryota; Metazoa; Nematoda; Chromadorea; Rhabditida; Aphelenchoididae.